This is a messenger RNA of Arctia plantaginis, 402 nucleotides long. The record is from the annotation of a GenBank genome assembly. NCBI's taxonomy places the organism in Eukaryota, Metazoa, Arthropoda, Insecta, Lepidoptera, Erebidae.
AUGUUACGUUCAGCUACGACCGGCGGUAUGGUCGGCCUGCCGCCGCCACCACACGCGAGGCUCUCGCUCUUCGAUUCGUGCCACCGGAAGAUCAGACUUAUCGGCGGUGGCCCCGUUGCUUUCCUCGGUGGUCUUGUCGCAGGACGUCUACCUACGAGUAUGAUAGCCUCCUUUGACCCUUAUUAUGUCAAAAAAAUAAUGAAAUGUGUUUUCGUUGUUAACAUUAAAGUGUCGCCUGAUGAGAUAGUGCGCUAUUGUGCGGUGUGCACCGAGUGCAUGAGCGCCGACGCGGAGAGCAGCGGUACAGUUGUAACGGGAUCAGCGCCGCACGGCCCCGAUACGCGGCGUGCGCCUUUCGUACCGCGCCGCGCCGCCUCGGAUAUCGCUCACUACUGUACUUGA